GCGCAACGGCUCAUUGCCGCCCACGCUGACCCCGGCCGUGCCCCCCUAUGUGAAGCUCGGCCUCACGGUGGUCUACACCGUGUUCUACGCGCUGCUCUUCGUGUUCAUUUACGCGCAGCUCUGGCUGGUGCUGCGCUACCGUCACAAGCGGCUCAGCUACCAGAGCGUCUUCCUCUUCCUCUGCCUCUUCUGGGCCUCGCUGCGGACGGUCCUGUUCUCCUUCUACUUCAGAGACUUCGUGGCGGCCAACUCGCUGAGCCCCUUCGUCUUCUGGCUGCUCUACUGCUUCCCCGUGUGCCUGCAGUUCUUCACCCUCACGCUGAUGAACCUCUACUUCACGCAGGUGAUCUUCAAAGCCAAGUCUAAGUACUCUCCAGAAUUACUCAAAUACCGGUUGCCCCUCUACCUGGCCUCACUCUUCAUUAGUCUCGUUUUCCUGUUGGUGAAUUUAACCUGCGCUGUGCUGGUGAAGACUGGCAACUGGGAGAGGAAGGUCAUCGUCUCUGUGCGAGUAGCCAUCAAUGACACGCUCUUCGUGCUGUGUGCUGUGUCUCUCUCCAUCUGUCUCUACAAAAUCUCUAAGAUGUCCUUAGCCAACAUUUACCUGGAGUCGAAGGGCUCUUCCGUGUGUCAAGUCACUGCCAUUGGUGUUACCGUCAUCCUGCUUUACACCUCGCGAGCGUGCUAUAACCUGUUCAUCUUGUCGUUUUCUCAGAUUGAGAAUGUCCACUCCUUCGAUUACGACUGGUACAAUGUAUCUGACCAGGCAGAUUUGAAGAAUCAGCUGGGAGACGCUGGCUAUGUGGUGUUUGGAGUGGUGCUUUUCGUGUGGGAACUCUUACCCACCUCCUUGGUAGUUUACUUCUUCCGAGUUAGAAAUCCUGCAAAGGGUCUUACCAACCCUGGAAUGGUCCCCAGCCAUGGAUUCAAUCCCAGAUCGUAUUUCUUUGACAACCCCCGAAGAUAUGACAGUGACGAUGACCUUGCCUGGAACAUUGCCCCUCAGGGACUUCAGGGCAGUUUUGCUCCAGACUACUAUGACUGGGGACAACAAACUAACAGUUUCCCAGCACGAGGAGGAACUUCACAGCAAGACUCAACUUUGGAUCCUGACAAACCAAGCCACGGGUAGCAUCAGUUACACUUUAAUUGAAGAUUCCUUUGUUGAAAAUCUACAGAAAGACAAUGAUAGCUGAGUUUUUUUGGGGGGCACUUUUCCCCUAAGAAAUAGGACUUGAUUUUUAUUUUAGUUUUUUUCUAAUGGCUCAAUAGGACAAAGCAAUAAUUUAGAUUGAUAAAUUCUUAUUUUCAGUACUAAUAAGCGAGCCUGGCUAUUUCAUUGGGUAUAAUUUAAAGAAAAUCUGUACUUUUAUAAAAAUGUAUUUUAUAUAACUUAAAUAAUAAUGCUAAAGAAUACUAGGGUUUUUCCUUGAGAAUGUUAUGCAAUAUAUGUUGUAGUUUGCACAUCUUUUAUGCAUAAUUCACUUUAAAAGUACAGAAUACAUGGUUUAAGGCUUUUGAACUAAAGUCAUCCUUACCUCUGAAGGUCACUCGGAUUCCUCCACAUUAGUAGACUCCUAAAAUACAAUUUAUAUCCAGAAAGCCAAUUGUGACUGCAGUAUUAAAUUACAUGGAACAUCAUCAGCCUUUAAGGAAAAUGGCUCUUCAGAGUUUUCUAAAGAUCCAGAUGUUUGGUCUCAAUCUUAUAUUUUGCCAAAAGUCUGGUACUUCCUUUUAUCAGGACACCAAUGCAUGCACUUUGGUAAGAACAAGCUGAUUACAUUAACAAUGUAGCUGACUGACACUAUUAAACCACCUCUGCUUUAUUCAUAGUGAUUUUGCAUAUUUUUUUCAGCAAAAUGAAAUUGAAUAUCCAUUACUUCAGGAGUGUAGCCAGAUUCUACCUUCCCUAACUCAGCAAACAUCCACUUCUCAAGAAGAAACCAUGAGGUUCCCAAGAAGGCGUUAAUAUGCCUUUAGGUUGAAAUUCUCUAGAAUUGAUAGUUUUUCUGUAAUAUCCAACCAUGUUUAAAAUGCCUCUUGAACAGCUCCACAAGCAGCUCAGCUGAAAGCUGAAGGUUUGACAUGGCAGUGGGGAGGGGGAUUGCUGAAAGAGCUCUCUAUGAAAUAUAUCCCAGACCAAAAGUGCCAUUGUAAAACCUCCAGACCUCCAUUGUAUAUACUCUUGAGCUACCUACAGGGAGGCUGAAUGCUCCGAUUUUCCACCCAGCACACCUCUGGUUCUAGAGGAAGUAUCAUUGCUGUAGAGAAAGGACUAUUCCAUUCUGCCUCACCUUAGAAGUUUCAUCUUAGGAUAGAAUGAAGGACAAGUGAGAAGGAUUUGUAAGGAUUGUAAGUUCUGUAGCUCCUACUUCCCACUCUGGUCUUCAGGAAUAACUGAUCUCUGGACAUUAACUUCACAUAAACAACUCUACUUUCUUAUUCUGAUGGUCUUUAAAAUUGGGAUCUCCAAAGUUCAAAUGAGUCAUGAUUGGGUUUUUCAGAAAACCUUUACCCUGCGUAAUCUCAGAACACAGUCUUUCUGUACAUGGAAUAAUCUGGGUCAACUAUUAUUUAAAAUACCAUUUAAAAUAGUUACUUGCCAGGGGAAAUUUUACACUGAAGCAAAGCCUGCACCAAUCAUUUAGGUUGCCUCAAAACAGUAUUAUACAUUGUUACUCUAAACAGUGUUAAGAAACCCCCACCGUGGUCACUUUCUUUUUCAUGUUUAAGGAGUUCAUAGUAUUAAGGCAAAGUGCAUAUAUACCCAGGAAAGAGAACUCUAGGAUCACAGGGAGACUCUUGUUUGCCUUUGGGCCACAUUGUCUCCCACUGUGCUGGGAGAAUUCAGGCAGAUGCACCAUAUAAGUCUUUGCUAUGUCCUGCAUCCUUCACUAUUUAGUCAGCCAAGGACAGGUGUAUUUUAAAGUGCAAUAUCAUAAAAUCACAUAAUUAUUGUACUUAUCCAACAGUACAUAAACACUGUUUAAUUAUCUUGUUACUAUCAGGAAAAGCAAAAUCCCAGCAUCAAGUAACAGAAGCCACAAUCCACUUUUAUGAUAGGUUGCUAAUAUUUACAUGAACUAUUUUUUGUUGGAAAAGAUAAUAUUUUAAGUGCCCGUUCUGCCCUCCUCCUUUUAAAAAAGUAAUGCUAAACUUUUAGGAAUGAUGUCAACCCACACUGGAAUAAACAACUGUCAGACUCACAUCCUCUCAUAGAACCAUGUACCCUACAAGCUGCAAGAUGCUGCAGGAACAUUGUAGAAAGGAAAAGCAAGUUUCCCAAGCUUCUGAAUUUACUUGCCCUGCAAGGUAUGGUAGCAAAACUGUUCUUUAUGUGGAAUUUUGAAUGCUAAGAGGGGAAGAGGAAUGAUUUCUGGUUCUAAAAUGCCCAAUGUUCCCUUGUUUUAAAGUAAAAUGAAAUUUAAAUCCUGAUAAUGUGCAAGUUAAAAGUGCCUGGAGAAGAGGUAGUACUACUGAAAAUUCUGUACCACCAUUGUAGUCCAAUGCAGCAUUAAAAAACUGCACGCAAAUGUUUCUGUGUGACUACUAAAGACAUAGCCACCUCUGCAAUGAAUCAUUCUACCUGCUCUGUGGAGGUAUUUUUCAUUGGCUUUGUUUCCAUUUUAUAUAAUUAAGGAGUUCUGCUUAGCUGGUGGCAUACAUCUGUAAUCCCAGUGACCUGAGAGGUUAAGGCAGAAAGACUGCCAAGUUUGAAGCCAGUCUCAGUAACCUGGCAAGACCCUGCCUCAAAAUAAAAAGGCUGGAGAUGUAACCUAAUGGUAAAACAUCCUUGGGCUUGAUCCCCAGUACCCACUCAUAAAAAAGUUCUGAUUAUUACAAUAUGCCUAUCCAUUACAUUUAGUUAUGCCAAUUCUCUCUUGAAUGUUACCACAUUUUUAAUACUGUGCUGGUCCCUCAGUCAUCUGUUUAGAUCAGGCAAACUCACUAGUCCCUCCCACAUUCAACCUUAACAAAACCUCAUAACUGGUCUUUGGGGUCCUUACUGUUGAGCCCACACUUAAUCCCUAUUACUCCAAGUAAGCAUUAACUCCAAAGAUUCAGAAGUGCUGUGAGAAAGAUUUUCAUUUACAUCUACAUACUGAUUACUACUAUAAAACUACUUUUCUUAAACUUUGUUGCUGGGGAUUAAACCCAGGGCCUCAGGCAUACUAGGCAAGUGCUCUACCACUAAACUUUUUAUUUUUUGGUGCUGGGGAUUGAACCCAGGGCCUUGUGCAUGCAAGCCAAGCGUACUACCAACUGAGCUAUAUCCUGAGCCCUGCUUCUAGUUUCCUAAUAGGUAAAUCUACAUUAGAACUAAAUAGGUCUUAAUAUUUUUUUUAAAAAUCCUUGCACUUUAGAUUGCUAUAUGAUAAUAUUAUACCCUGGUAUGGAGAAAUGUGAUACACAUUUAUACUUUUGAUCCGAUGUGAGAAUUUUAUUAAAAACGUUUCCAAUUGUGCAUAAACUACUUACAACUUAAAAGGUCCAGAUGGAGGAGCUGUUGGAAUGAUCAGGAUAAACAGUAAAGUUCUUCUCAAAGACUCUAUAUUAAUAAACCACUUCAAGUAAGGAAACCUGUUAAAAGGGACAGUGUGCAUAAGGGAAUGGGAUUCCAUGUCUAUAGAGUCAUUGUUUUGCUACACUGGUCUAUGAACUCAGGAGCAAUUGUAUGUUAACCCUAUUCUAGUCCCUCAUCAGGGACACAUGAAAAGCCCUAUCCAAAGCCCUGCUCAAAAUACCUAAUGUCUGCUGAAAACGUCCCUGUGCCCCAGCCCAGCUCUGUACCUGACUGCUGUAUCUUUGCCCCCGUCCUUCUGGGUCAGGACAUGGUGCUAUAUCCAUGCAGUGCUGCACAGGUCAAGUUACAGGUUCAAAGUCCUCAGAUGCAAAUCCAGUGACUCAACAGCUCCUGGCAUCUACUUGCUUUCUCCAGGUCUGGAUUCCCUACUACUUUCUAGUUCUUGAGCCAUGGCUGACCCCUGCUCUCUACUUUCCCUGACACCGACUUGGCAAUCAAUCCUUUAGUUUCAAAUCUGGUCUGUCCUUUUGGAGUUGGGUGCACUACCACUCAAAAUAUUAACUUUUUAAAAAAUUCACAAUAGACUUUCUGGCCCUGAUUUUAGCCUGGGCAGAGCUGGAGUUCAGAGGCUUUCUUCUCCUGAAAUGUGACCUCCAUCUCUCCAGUUUAUGACCCUCAAAGUCCUUCCUUUCCCUGUUUCUCCUUAUGGGCAUGACCUUUUGCUCAUUAGUCUCACCUGCCCCCCAGCAGUCCCUCUAGACCUUGUGCAGUCCUGAGGCCUGGUGUUCUUAGCGCCAUUUUAUAUCUUAAUGUCUUCUGUCUGGAUAAAUGAACACUGCUUUCUCAGGGCCAUUCAACCUAUGGAACUGAGUAGCCACAGAGUGCUUCUCCCUGGUAUAAUCACUAGCCCAGAAUCUGGACUUCAGGUUUACAGAGAUAAGAACUGUUAAGAGAAAUGUGCUGUAAAGGCCACAGGAAAAGGUACACAAUCCCAGAAUAUUGCCUGGUGAAGCCAACUUUGCCCUGAGGAGUGGUGUCAGGGAAGUGACUUUACCUGUGGAGCCUGAUGACAAUAUCAGGAAGAUACUAUAGAGUUCAUUCCACCCAGUACUACCAAUCAGAAUAGUUAGACACACUGGGGGAAAAUGGAGGGCAGGGCGGGAGAGACGGGAAGGAAUUAAAGACGACCAAGGUACAGAUAUUAAAAAAUACAGCCUGUAUAAUUAAACAGUGUCUGCUACAUUUACACACCAAUUAGAGAAACAGAGACAGAACCCAGGUAGAGCUAAAAGUGCAUAUGGGAUUUGAGAUAUGACAAGCAUAGUCUUCUCUAGAUGGGAUUCUAGGUUGGCAUUUGUCAUCUUCAGCUGACAUUAAUACUGAAAAGGUACCAAGAUAUAAACAGAAUAAUCCAGUUAGCUUACAGAAUAGUAAGUUACAUGGUGGCAGUGACAUCUGUUGCUUAUUCAUUGCUGUAUUUCUAGUUCCUAGAGGUGAGUGAAUACUCACCUCUUGUGGUUUUGGUAGAUUUUUUUUUUUUAAGGUGCCUUGUAUACUUGUAUCUAUUGCUUAUUGAUUUUAUAAGUUUAGUACUUAAGAGCUUUUCCUUCUUGUUUUACAUUGUGUAAUCAAAAUACUUGACAAAAAUUAACUUAGAGGAGGAAAACAACCUAGGGAAAAGAUGCUGAGCUCUGGGAAACAGGGAAGCGAGAGGGUGGGAGGCACAGAAAAGAUAAACCUACCUCAAGCACAACCAAGUGACACACUAGGUCCCGCCUUUCAGCAGUCUUUCAGCUUUCAGUGGAUGGAUUAAUCGCCUGAUGUGGACAGAUCCUUCAUGAUGUAAUCAUGUCCUAAAAGCAGCAUCUCUGAGGCUUGCUGAACUGGAGACCGUACUUUUAACACAUAAAAUUUGGACCUGGCACAUCCCCAAAAGCUCAACAAAAGGUAAUGAGGAUUUUAUAAGAUAAUCCUCAAAUCAUCCUUGGAGACUAAAUCCUACAAUAGAAGCACUAAGAUGAAAUUCUGUCCACAUGAGCACUAGUGUUGUGCCUCCAUCUGCCUUCACUUAUUUGGCAAAUGCAAUACUAAAAUAAUUAGCCUAGUAAUAAAAAAAAAAAAAAGAAAUCAAGAAAAAAGAUCUUUACCAGUAAGCAGUGACAAGUGCAACCCUUGAGA
Molecule: messenger RNA, 6703 nt
Organism: Ictidomys tridecemlineatus (thirteen-lined ground squirrel)
Lineage: Eukaryota; Metazoa; Chordata; Mammalia; Rodentia; Sciuridae
Gene: Gpr137b
Product: G protein-coupled receptor 137B
Biological process (GO): negative regulation of osteoclast differentiation; negative regulation of bone resorption; regulation of autophagy
Cellular component (GO): lysosomal membrane
Source: RefSeq, a predicted model, not a curated record